AGGGAGGGUAUUUCUCCAUAAAAUUGUUUCUAUUUGUGUAUGGAUGUAUUUCCAGUAUAAGUGUUUGUGCAGGGUAAAGUAUAAAAUUUUCUCUUUGAUUGGUCUUUUAAAUAUCUCAGAUUUUAUUUUGCACAUACCUCAACUUCUAAAAGUGUUACCUCAAAUGACGUAUGGAUGUGUCUCACAUUUACAGACUUCUUUUAAUUUUUCUGCUAGGAUUUCGACCUUUACUUUCAUCCAGGUUGUUUUUUAGCCAUGUAUUGUGGAAUAUCCCAUUUACUUACUGGUUUAGGGAGGCUUUAUUUGAAUAGAUCUAUUAGGUCAUUUUUUAAAUAGUCUUAUCCAAGCUAUCACUGUCGUCUCUAUUGCAUGCGCAUAGGUAUAGAACAAAACCGCCUUUUUAGUGCAUACUAUACAUCUUUCCUCAAAUCUAACAGCUUAAGACUUUUACUGUGUCAUUUGCGAGGGGGUAUUUGUCCAGAAUAUUGUUUCUAUUGGUGCAUAGAUGUGCACCCAACCUCACUGAAUGUUUAAUUUAAGGCGUAAAGUCUUCUCUUGAUUGGCGUGCUUCAUCUUUUUGCGGAAGGGUAUUCGUCCAAAGUAUAGUGUCUAUUUGUGAAUGGAUUGUUAUCCAACAUCAGUGUUGGUUUGGUUUAUAGUGAAUAGUUUUUCCUUCAAUUGGUCUGCUGUGGGACUUUUGAUGUGUCAUUUUCUUGGAGGGUAUUUAGCCCAAAUAUGACUUCUAUUGGUGGAUGGAUGUGUAUCCAACCUCAAUAUUUGUUCAAUUACAGUGUAAAGUCUACACAUUGAUUAGUCUACUUUAGAACUUUCAUUUUUUUAUAUCGCGGUAAGGUACUUGUCCAAAAUAUAGUGUCUCUUUGUGUACUGACGUGUAUCCAACAUCAGUGUUUGUUUAGUUUAAAGCAUAAAGUCUUCUCUUGAUUGGCGUGCUUGAGGACUUUUAAUGUAGGACUUUUGAUGUAUCAUUUCGCAGAAGAGUAUUUUCUCAUAAUAUCAUUUCUAUUGGUAAAUGGAUGUAUACUCAACCUCAAUUGUUGUUUUUUUCAAUAUGUGAUCACUUUGCAUUAAUUGGUCUACUUUAGAAAAUUUGAUACGUCAUUUCCAGGGAGAAUACUUGUUUCUACUGCGGAAUAAUGUGGCAUAUUACGUUAGUUAUAGCCUAUCUACAAAAAAAUGCAUUUGUUAUGUAGCGAUAGAGAGUAUUAUAAGGGCAAUAUGCAAUAUUAUGCGAUAUUACGUUGGUUAUGGAUUAUUGACAGAAAAAUAUGAAUUUGUUAAGGAACGAUUGAGAGUAUUAUGAAGGCAUUAUGCAGUGUCAUGCGAUAUUACGUUGGUAUGGCCAUCGACAAAAAAUUUAUGUACUUUUUAUGAAUUAUGAAAGUAUUAUGCAGUAUUAUGCAGUAUUAUGCGAUAUUACGUUGGUAUGGAUUAUUAACAGAAAAAAUAUGUAUUUGUUACGCAGCGACAGAGAGUAUUAUAAAGGUAUUAUGCAGUAUUAUGCGAUAUUACGUUGGUAUGACCAUCGACAGAAAAAAUAUGUAUUUGUUAUAUAGAGAGGAUGUCGGAUAAUGCGGUUUCAUUUGUCGGGUCCAUUUGGUUGGAGAAGUAUGACUGAACGUCUGUCGGACUUUUAAUAUCGAUAAAGUAUGAAGGGUGCUAGUUAUGUUGUACGUCGUGUGUCGGGACCACUUAGCCCGGUGCUAAAUGAAGUCAUUGCCCGCUUCCACCACCUCUACCCCCACCUCUACCUCCACCUUCCCAAAACCGGUAAAUUCGACGUCAUCCGAUAAAUUCCGAUUCUGAUAAAAUCCAACGCAUGCGCAAUAGCGAUUAACGGGAAUAAUGCUGACAUCAACAAAAAUAGAGAUUGCGCAAUUGAGUAGGGGAAAGUCCCUUACUCAAGGAUCCCUUGCCGAGGUCGGGAUAAAAAAAGAUGAGUUGGAGACAAGAAAGAUGGAAAAAUUUGGUUGAAGAGAAUCCCCUGGUGGUAAGGUAUGUUCCGGACCAAUUCAAGACCCAGGAAAUGUGCAACAAGGUUGUUCAAAAGAACACCCCGCUAUUCAAGUAUAUUCCUGACAGGUUCAAGAUGCGGGGCAUGUGCACUAUGGCGGUUGGGGAGUAUCCAGGGAUGCUCAGACAUGUUCCGGACUGGUUCGUGACCCGGGACAUGUGUAGUAGCACUGAUCCUCGAUUGCUCGAUGCUUAUCGUCAGCGGAAAGCGGAGAAGGCAAGGAUUAAGGGGGAGCUGCUUCCAUUGGCCUGGCAUCCCGACAGAGUUAUAGGCUGGUGCUUCUCGGAAGAUGAAAAGGCGGACCUCGAGCUCUUGUGGAGUAAAUAAACAAUGAAGGAACAAUGCGAUAAAUGUAAACGAGUACUCGACACCUAUGACAGAUGCUCCUGUGGACGAAGGUUCUUCAUAAAAGCUAAGCUGCUCUGCUGGCACUGCUGGCAGGAGUACAUCACGUAUAAUGGUGGUAGCUGUCCAUGUGAUGCUAGUUGAGGUUUUGUUUUUCUACAAACAAAGAGACAUGUCUGACAAAAUGAACAAAACACUAAACUUUUCUGGAAUCGAAGUACCAACCACGAACAUCUUAUUCAAUGUAGACUCGAAAAUCAUGUAACCUUCCGAAGUUGAUGUGAACAAGGUCGUGAUCUCAUCGAUGGUCGACUUUUCAGUCCAUAGCAACACGAUCAAGUUCAAGCGCAUCUAUGUGGGAUACAAGGAGUUGGAUGACAAGAUCACAUCCCUCUGCAUCCAGGCCUCCAAUCAGAAUAGCUAUGGUAUUCAAAAAUAUAACGAGACCGCCAAGUGGAAAGUGUGCUUUAUCAUCGAUCCUGAAAACCCAAAGCAGACCGAUUAUAUCAAGUGCAUGCAAAAGAUCGACGCUCGGAUCUGUGAGCUCGCCAAGAACUACAGGCACCCCAUGAUCAAGCAAAUCUCGGAUAACUCACCCAUCAAGGAGAGAUUAAUUCCCACCUUUUGCCAGCAGAGCACAAAGUACGGAGACGGUAAGCCAGUCAGGAAGAUAACCACGCCAUUCUUCAACAGGCACCGACAGCAAGUAGAUCCAGCUAUUUAUGAUGGGAAGAGGCUUUCCAUGGUGGCAGCUAUAACAUAUAGAGAUGUAUACCUUUCAUCCAACACCAUCCCAGAAAGGAGCCUCGAGAUUUGGCAAGCGAUCAUCACUGGGGCUCACGACAUACCAAAACAGACGCUGAUAAUCGAUGUGGAUGAAGGAGAUUGUUCAGAAGAUGAAGCUGACAACGCUGACUUUGUAGACCUCGAGUAAGAAACGACAGUCAAUCAGGCGAACCUUCGGGUUUAGUUGUAGUGGAUACAAAGAUUUCUAGGGUUGGUAUUCAGCCAUAGAAACAAACAUGAACGACGUUAAGGCACUGAAAAAGGAAGCAAAAGCACUAAAGAUCCGUAACUACUCAACUAUGAAGAAAGCUGAACUCCUCGAAGCCAUCCGCAAGGUAAGGACGCUUCUACACAAACUGAUGGGCCAUUCUGCGAACCAUGCGCUAUGAUCGCUUGGCAGAAAAAUCUCGAGCACCUUCUGAAAGAUCUCGCUCAAAGGCAGCGAACUAUUAUACACGAUGGUGACUUGCCGAUCGAUGAUGAUACAGGUGAAGUGGUUGGCAUAGCCUAGUAGAGCUUUGUGGAAUCUUGUGCAGAAGCUACCUCCAACAAAACUUACACUGAGUAGGCAGGUGGUUGUUCUACAUAGCACUUACAUGUUGCACAGAUUGUAGU
This is a messenger RNA of Hydractinia symbiolongicarpus, 3778 nucleotides long. RefSeq lists its product as uncharacterized. The coding region runs from base 2682 to 3311 and encodes 209 amino acids. The record is from RefSeq and is a predicted model, not a curated record. The transcript is spliced from 2 exons. Lineage: Eukaryota; Metazoa; Cnidaria; Hydrozoa; Anthoathecata; Hydractiniidae.